Oenanthe melanoleuca is the source of this 930-nucleotide messenger RNA. RefSeq names its product olfactory receptor 14C36-like. Gene Ontology annotation, biological process: G protein-coupled receptor signaling pathway. The transcript has a single exon. Gene Ontology annotation, cellular component: membrane. Bases 1 to 930 code for a protein of 309 amino acids. Lineage: Eukaryota; Metazoa; Chordata; Aves; Passeriformes; Muscicapidae. The record is from RefSeq and is a predicted model, not a curated record. Gene Ontology annotation, molecular function: G protein-coupled receptor activity; olfactory receptor activity.
AUGUCCAACAGCAGCUCCAUCAGCCACUUCCUCCUGCUGCCAUUGGCAGACACACGGCAGCUGCAGCUCCUGCACUUCUGCCUCUUCCUGGGCAUCUCCCUGGCUGCCCUCCUGGGCAACGGCCUCAUCAUCAGCGCCGUAGCCUGCGGCCACCACCUGCACACCCCCAUGUUCUUCCUGCUCAACCUGGCCCUCACUGACCUGGGCUGCAUCUGCACCACUGUGCCCAAAGCCAUGCACAAUUCCCUCUGGGACACCAGGAACAUCUCCUACACAGGAUGUGUGGCUCAGAUCUUCUUCUUUAUGUUCUUCAUUUCAACAGAGUAUUUCCUCCUGACCAUCAUGUGCUACGACUGCUACGUGUCCAUCUGCAAACCCCUGCACUACGGGACCCUCCUGGGCAGCAGAGCCUGUGUCCACAUGGCAGCAGCUGCCUGGGCCAGUGGCUUUCUCUAUUCACUGCUGCACACAGCCAAUACAUUUUCCCUGCCCCUGUGCCAUGGCAAUGCCCUGGGCCAGUUCUUCUGUGAAAUCCCACAGAUCCUCAAACUCUCCUGCUCCAAAUCCUAUCUCAGGGAACUUUGGCUCAUUGCUGUUAGUGUUUGUUUAGGAGUCAUAUGUUUUGUGUUUAUUGUUUUCUCCUAUUUGCAGAUCUUCAGGGCUGUGCUGAGGAUCCCCUCUGAGCAGGGACGGCACAAAGCCUUUUCCACCUGCCUCCCUCACCUGGCUGUGGUCUCCCUGUUCCUCAGCACUGCCACAUAUGCCAACCUGAAACCCCCCGCCAUCUCCUCCCCAUCCCUGGAUCUGGCCCUGUCAGUCCUUUACUCGGUGGUGCCUCCAGCCCUGAACCCCCUCAUCUACAGCCUGAGGAGCCAGGAGCUCAAGGCUGCAGUGUGGGGACUGAUGACUGCUUGCUUUCAGAAACAUUAA